Messenger RNA from Trichobilharzia regenti, 1548 nucleotides. The record is from the annotation of a GenBank genome assembly. Lineage: Eukaryota; Metazoa; Platyhelminthes; Trematoda; Strigeidida; Schistosomatidae.
AUGAGAUUAACAGGAAUUUUGUACGGGAAACGCAUACGUCAUGACAAACUCCAGUUUUUAACCAAUCGUUAUUGGCGUAAGGUGGGUUCUAAAUUGUCAGUUGACUGUUUACGUGUUCCUGAACAAAUUUUAAAUGAUUCAAACAGUCCUAUAAAAGAAGCGGAAAACAUGUUCAGAUCAACCAGAUAUGAUGAUGAUCUGUUAAAAGAGAUUGAAAUUGGAAUCACUUCAGAUGAGGCGUAUGAAAUAGAACAGCAAAGAGCUAAAAAAUUACAGUCUUUUAAUCCUCUUUACGACGAUCCUCGUUUCCAUCAAAACUCUGAAUCAUCUUUGGUCUUUUCUCAGAAACGGCGCUUUUCAAAGGGUGUGGAUCAAGCGAGUCUUCUCACAAACACUGCUGUUGCGUUCGCUGCUCCACCUACUCUGAACAAUCUUAUUCAAAAGAUAGGCCGGAUAAAUGAACAAGUAAAUUCAGAUAACUCGACUGCGGAUUGGAGAUCUUACUUACGCUUGGCUAUUGAACGCUCAGUUUUACAUGCUCAUGUUUGGCAAACAGAUGAAACUAAAUUACCCAAGCGAUUUCGUCAUAACUUACCUAUUUGGAAGCAUAAACCAGAGUUCGGCAUUCACCCAGAACAAAGUACUCGUUACUUGUUUCAAAAUUUAUUUCGCAUAUUAGAAUUUCAGAUACCUCAUUACAUUAAGUAUGCGGAAUUAUCUCCUGUUCAAAAUAAGCUGUCUAACAACUUACCCUGUCGAUGGACAACGCGAGAUCGAUUGCUGGAAACAUAUUAUUACUGGGGUCCACAAAAACGUCGCAUCAGUUUUUCUGAAGAACAUGAUCUGGUGGUAUUUGGACAAACACCUGCGCCUGUGUUCGUAUCUGACAUCAAUACUAUUCAGAAAGCUAGUGAAGCAGCUACAAUGCCUGUUAAAAGUCUUGGCCCUAUGUCGCCUUUAAUAGAUCUAACCAGUACUUUGUAUUACAUGGAUAAUAGUACAAAUGGUUGGAUUGGUAAUCAGACUCGUCGAUAUUCAUUUCCGCAUAUUUUCACAGUUAACUUCAGCUUGCCUAAUGUAUGGUCAGAUUAUUUAGAACCAGAAGCAGAUCCUGUUGUUCCAGAGCACCGAUAUGCAGUAGCGUUGAUGAACUGUUUUGCAUCUGCUGUCGCUCAAGCUCGUUCAAUGGGGAUCAACUCAGGCGUUCUCGAUGUACCCAUCUCGGUUCAGUGUGUCUGCUCAGAUGGUGUAUAUUUUGAUUUUAUCACAUUUCAGUUGAACAACAUGGAUGUACCUGAUUAUCAAUCUGACCCCCAGGCUGUUAGUACUGUACGUAAAAACUUUGCAUGGAUUGAUGGAAACUAUCGUCUGUUUAAGAAGAUGAUACCGAAGCGAAGUAUGCUGCGCAACACAAAGUAUCGUGAUUUCGAUAUGAGCGUUUUUGAUCGUCUGACGAGUUACUAUCUAUGUGGAAUGCUUGACACUUCUUUCACAUUACCUGAAACAUUACUUCCCAAAUGGAAUGUAAAUAGACAAGAGGUACUAUAA